Molecule: messenger RNA, 2358 nt
Organism: Aedes aegypti (yellow fever mosquito)
Lineage: Eukaryota; Metazoa; Arthropoda; Insecta; Diptera; Culicidae
Product: RNA polymerase II-associated protein 3
Exons: 6
Coding region: 164-2248 (694 amino acids)
Molecular function (GO): protein binding
Source: RefSeq, a predicted model, not a curated record
CGAUUGGACAUGGACAUCCCUUUUGUAAACAUCAAAUGUGUUGAGUCGACUGAUUGUUAUUGUUAGCUUUUUCUUGGUGUUUCGUUUGAGAUUUUCCUAGCAGUGAAAUUCGUCAUUAUUUUAUUCAUUGUCUGUUCAGAAAGAAUCCGAAAGUAUUACCAAUAUGUCGCAGGCGGUCAAGGCUCAGCUGGAAGUGAAAUCCAAGUGCGAACAAGCGCAGCAUACCAUCAAAGGGCUGUAUGAUUGGGAGCAGGAAGUGAAGCAGAAGGAGGCCCAGUCUCGACAGCAAGAUAAAGAGGAAGGAUUUACGACACCGAUCAGAAGUCAUGUUGAUAAAAUGAAUAAGUUUGCGGAAGAUCAACUAGCUUCAGAAAAACAGGAAUUAUUCAGCGAAUCAACUAUUUCGAAGGAUGUCAAUGAAGCAGAGCAUUAUAACAGGAAAGGAAAUGAGUUUUGUAGAAUGGCUAAAGGUGGAGCAGAUGCAAGCUCGUACAAUGAAAAGCUCGACCUUGAUGCUAUCGAAAUGUAUACCCAAGCUAUUGAACUCAACAGUCACAAGCCAGAUUAUUAUCUUAACCGAGCCUAUUGUUAUUUCAAGCUAGAGCGAUAUGAAGAAUGCAUUUCUGAUUGUAAUUCUGCAAUUGAUCUGGAUAAUACGUAUACCAAUACAUACUACCGUAGAAUGUUGGCGUAUGAAUACAUGGGCAAUAGUGCAACAGCCUACACAGAAUGUCAAAGAAUUUUGAAAAUGACGAAAGAUGCUUCUGAUAUAACAAGAACCAAACAAGACAUGCAGAGGAUUGAAGGACGAUUGAGAACUGAAGCAGACAAGCAUAAGGCUUUGGGAAAUAAGUAUCUCUCAAGUAAGGACUAUGAACAAGCAUGUGACUGUUUCACGAAGGCCGUUUCCGUCUUUCCUAAUGAACCUAUCUAUUAUAACAAUCGUGGCUUAGCUUAUUAUCACCUAAAGAAUUAUGACAGCUGUUUGGAAGAUUGUAAUAAAGCCAUUGAGCUGGAUAAUAAUUACUUUCGCCCUUACUACCGGCGAGCAUGCGUUCAAGAGCAUCGUGGAAACUACCAAGAAGCCAUAAGAGACUUGAAAAAGUUCCUUGAAUUAGUGAAGGACGAGAAACAAAGGCAAACCGCGGUAAGAGAUUUGGAACGUUUGCAACAGCUUCUCCAUAAAGAGAAAAACCCUGAGCCUCAUAAUUGGGAUGAACUACGGAAGAAUACGUCCGUUAUUAAUUUCACCCAAAAAGCUCCUCAUCUACGUUCUAAGAAACCACUGAAAAGGAUUGCUAUCUCUGAAGUUUCUUGCUCUGUCGAUCCAAAAUCAAAUCCUUCCAACUAUGUCAUCGCAUCCAAUUACGAAACAAUUCCAGACUCAGUCAUUGACAAAAUAUUCAACAAUAAUACCGGUGAACGUGUAGUGGAACCAAAAGUGGAAAACAAGUUGGAACAUCUGUUUCCAUCGUCUGCGAAGUCCAAGUUAAUGCAACUUUUUUCGCCUCCCACUACACCAUCAAGUCCACCUAGUGAACCAUUCGGUAAACCAACAGCAAGUUGUGAAUCCAAUUCCUUUGGUAACAACAGUAACAAAGUGCCUAGCUGUCCUGAGUUGCAUGAAAAAGGAGCAACGACUAUUAAGCCGAUCUUGGAUUCAAAGAACCGCUCCAGUAUGCCGCAGCCAGCAGAACAAGUGAAACAAGAGAAAGAAAAGAUUAAUCAAGGAAACUGCCCAUCGGGAAUUGCUCAAGGAACCGAAUGCAAAUCCGGAGAAUCCUCUCAAACGGCAAACACACAAGCAAAGAUGUCACCCGAAGAAAAACAAGAAGAAAGAUCUAAUAUUAAAGCGUCUGGCUUGUCAGGCACGUCAAAUCCAUUCCCUUCUAUUCCGUCGAGUAGCGUCAAGUUUUACCAUUCCUGGUGUAACUUGAAGACAGCCGAAGAGAAAUACCAAUAUUUGAAGACACUUGAAAACGCACCGCUACACAAACUGUUGGGAGUAAACUUGGGCAGUGACAUGUUGUCGGAUAUUCUACAAGUACUUAAACAAUUCUGUCUACAGGACAAAACUUCACCAAUGAAAAUUCUCAGCGAAAUUGCAAUGAACAAAGAAUCUGGAAUACUAAUCAUGAUGCUUGGCGAAAAAGACAAACAUGCUCUAAUUCAGCUUCUGGAACUGAUGAACGAACUGAACGACGACAAAGAUCAAAUUCUCACGAUCAAAAAAAGCUUGAUCAUUUAAUCUCCCGUAGCACAGCGAGACAAAGACAAUUCUUUAAACGUAAGUCAUUUUUAACUGAAUUAUUCCUUCCGGCAUUGAUUGGUGCAAGAAUUAUAACUUUGAUGACAUAU